UACACUGCAAAUCACCCCCAACCAAACAAACAACCACCCAAACCCUCGCAAAAAUGCCCGACUACGCAACAGGCGACACAGUCCGCUACAAGCCCAUCGGCGGCCCCGACUCCAAAACCGCCGAAGCAAUCGGAACCAUCCGCGAAGUCCGCACGCAACCGGGUACAAUGACGGGGCGGAACGUGGAAGCAUCGGAUGAGAUGCCGCGGUAUGAGAUCGAGAAUGCUCAUACGCAUAAACGGUCGGCGAUUAAGGAGAGUAGUAUUCUUGGUCCGGCGGAGUGA
Messenger RNA from Aspergillus ibericus CBS 121593, 284 nucleotides. RefSeq names its product DUF2945 domain-containing protein. The record is from RefSeq and is a predicted model, not a curated record. Lineage: Eukaryota; Fungi; Ascomycota; Eurotiomycetes; Eurotiales; Aspergillaceae. The coding region runs from base 54 to 284 and encodes 76 amino acids. The transcript is spliced from 3 exons.